GCUUUGCCAAAUACGAUUCCAGUUUUUGAUUACCAAUCAGCUGUACUACCCGAGCACUUCAAAUAAUUCUAAAACGUAGUCCCAUAUUAAAAAUGAUUUCAGUUAUCCUUAUUGGAUUUUCGUGCCUUUCAAAUGUCUACGCCUAUCACGAUCCGGACCUUAACUACCAUUUGAGCCAAGUGCAAACUCUACAAGGUUGUGGUGAUGCUGGCUACUCGUAUCCCGCUCCAGCCGUGCAGCUUACUACUAAUGUUCAGCCAACCGAAGCCCCGAGACUUAUACAACCGGCUCUGCAGGCUCCGAUAAACAAAUACACCAUUAACAAAGGAUAUACACAGUUCUUUGAGCCGGCAGUACAGCAAUUGUCAUACCAAUCACAGCCGACCUAUAGAGGAGCCCAAAGUUUCGAAUCCUAUAGCCUAGCGCAGGGAGAGCAGCAUGGAUAUGCGACGUCUCAAGGCUUGUCAGCGGCAUCGCAAACUAGAACCGUGACUCCUUUAGCGACAUACGCACAAGCACCAAUCAUAGCUAAAAUAACUGCCGCACCUUUACACGCCAAGUUUUCAGUGGCACCAGCAAAAACAUACUUGCCCCAAAACAUUUUCACUCAGCAAGCUGUCUCGACUGGCUCCCUGGCGAAGGCAUCACUUAACUCUUAUAAUAUAGAAACAUCUGGACCCGUCGUAUCCCAAGUAAUUGCUCCUGCCAGUGUGCGCUAUGCGACUGCUCCGACUUUACGAGUCCAGAGCAACCCAACAGUUUAUACGUCAGCGUCUAAUCAAUACAACCAGGAAUCAUUUGCGACAACCUAUAACCAAUAUAGUCAAGCAAGUAAUGCCGCAAGAGUGAGUUCAGUGUAUAACGCACCAGCUCAAUAUUCAGUAAGUCAAGUAUCACCAGUAAACCAGUAUGUGGCGCCUGCUGUGCAGUAUACGGCACCACCAGUAGUUCAGUACACGCGGCCAGUUGUUACACAAUAUUCAGCGCCAGUCAUAUCCCAACAUGUUACACCAGUGAAACAGUAUUCUUCGCCAGUAGUGGUCCAAAGUGCUCAGAACUACUAUUCAAGGCCAGUGCUAACUCAACGUAUUGCUCCUGUGGCAGCCGUAUCUCCUGUACGAGUAUUAUCCACCGCCCAACAUGCAAAGAACGUACACACGGAAUUUCUGGAAAACUAUGACGCCCAUCCUCGUUACGCUUUCGAGUAUGGAGUGAACGAUCCUCACACUGGUGAUAUCAAGCAACAGAAAGAGGAAAGAGACGGAGAUGUUGUUAAAGGUCAAUACUCACUGGUGGAACCGGACGGUUCCGUUCGAACUGUCAACUAUGUAGCUGAUUGGGAAACCGGGUUUCAUGCUAAUGUCCACAACAGUAAAGACGACAAGCAUUAAUUAUUACUAAGAUAAGGAUUAGAUCGAGCAAGGUCAAAGGACCAAGGUUCAAUCACAAUGUUGAAUGAUUCAAUUUGGUAGGCUGUUUUACAUAAAAUUGUUAAUUAGGGGAUCAGAGUUGUCAUAUCGAAGAUGAUGUUAUGAGUUAAAGGUAACUUAGUUGUCAAUUCAUUAAAAAUUAUGAAUGAAUGAAGCUUUAAAACAUUAGUUCCUUUAAAAAAAUAUAUUUUAUUCGAUUCAAUAGAAUAUUGUCUCACACCUCAUAUUGAUCAAGAAAUAAUUGUGAAAUUUUUAUUUAUCCACUUAAAAAAAUCUAUCCCAUUAGAAAAAGAUUAUGUGUAAAAUGUUUGUUUGUGAAACUUUUUUAUUCCUAUAAUUUAAAAGCUAUCAUUACUGUGAUAGUAUUAAUGUUUUAUUAUCUCUUAGUGCAACGUACAUUGUUUAAAAUAAAAUACUAUUUAAUAAAUACUAUAUUUGUCUUUGUAAAACACAGUCAAAAUUUUAGCACCCAAGUUAUAGUUAAUUUAAAAAAAAAACAUAAAUCAUUAAACAACAACAAACUUAGUAACAGAUGUACCAUUAUAAUAACACUUUGGACAAGUAAAGUCUGUAUCAGCCAUCUUGUUAGCCUGAAAAACAAACAAAUUUAAUAAAUAUUUAUCUAGCACCAAGAAUGUAUUAAAAUUACUGAGAAAAUUAAAAUGAAACUACAGCUUUGGUUGGUCAAAAAAGACAGUUGUAUGAAAAUGCAAUUUUUUUAAAUAUAGUAAAUAUUUUAAAGUCUGUAGUGAGAAUAGUAGAAAAUUUUUAACCUGCAAACAAUAAUAACAGAAUAUAUGAGAGCAACCCAUGACAUGUGGUAGUAUUGGUUUUUCCGAACAAACUGCACAAACUGUGUUUACAUUCAUGAUUGCUUGAGAAGUUUUAUUUGACGGUCUUGUAUAAUUUCUCCACCAUACAUAUUUUAAUAUUUUUGAGAGCUUCUGCCGUAAUCCAAACAUAUUUACUAGAGAUAAUGAUGUUCCAAUUAAUUC
Pieris brassicae (large cabbage white) is the source of this 2425-nucleotide messenger RNA. RefSeq lists its product as uncharacterized. The record is from RefSeq and is a predicted model, not a curated record. Gene Ontology annotation, cellular component: extracellular matrix. The transcript has 4 exons. NCBI's taxonomy places the organism in Eukaryota, Metazoa, Arthropoda, Insecta, Lepidoptera, Pieridae. Bases 93 to 1391 code for a protein of 432 amino acids.